Cyprinus carpio (common carp) is the source of this 5022-nucleotide messenger RNA. It is a transcript of the gene ppm1ab, whose product is annotated as protein phosphatase, Mg2+/Mn2+ dependent, 1Ab. Gene Ontology annotation, biological process: positive regulation of canonical Wnt signaling pathway; positive regulation of canonical NF-kappaB signal transduction; negative regulation of canonical NF-kappaB signal transduction. The record is from RefSeq and is a predicted model, not a curated record. Gene Ontology annotation, molecular function: protein serine/threonine phosphatase activity; magnesium ion binding; manganese ion binding. Gene Ontology annotation, cellular component: cytosol; nucleus. Lineage: Eukaryota; Metazoa; Chordata; Actinopteri; Cypriniformes; Cyprinidae.
CGCGGACGAGAAAACGGUGUUCUGAGCGAGAGGCUCCGGUAGCCCCCCCCCUCGUGAAAACAAAAAACCGGAGCCAGAAAAUGCCCUGUCGCCCAGCUGCGGACUGCCUUAACGGGCGCAUGUGAUGCUUUUCAUAUGUUUAUAUAUAUAUAAAAAAAUCCGUCAUCGUUUUCUGGCAGUUCUGACGUUAGUUUGCGUGCUAAUUGGCUAGCCAUCGAUUGAUAGGUGUUGUGCCUGUGAACGCUGGUUUAUAGUGUUUGCUAUCUGACACAGCACACUGAUAUUAAGGCUCCUACCCGCGGCUUUGGUGCCUCGGUGUUUCUUCCUCCAGCAAAGACCGCGAAGAAGCUGGAGCAAAAUAAGAAGAAUGGGUGCGUUCUUAGACAAGCCAAAGAUGGAGAAGCAUAAUACUCAUGGGGAGGGGAACGGCCUGCGCUACGGACUCAGCAGUAUGCAGGGCUGGCGUGUGGAGAUGGAGGAUGCACACACAGCUGUGAUAGGGCUGCCUUACAGCCUCAGCAUGUGGUCUUUCUUUGCCGUCUACGAUGGACACGCAGGCUCUCAGGUUGCUCGUUACUGUUGUGAGCAUCUGCUGGAACACAUCACCAGCAAUCCAGACUUCAGGGGAGGCUGCUCAGGGGGCGGGGACUCAAUUAAUGCUGAGCCCUCCGUGGAGAGUGUGAAAUGUGGAAUCCGCACAGGCUUCCUGCAGAUCGACGAGCAUAUGCGGGCCAUUUCCGAACGCAAACACGGGGCGGACCGCAGUGGUUCCACAGCGGUGGGUGUGAUGAUUUCCCCUCAUCAUUUUUAUUUCAUCAAUUGUGGUGACUCCAGAGCCUUGCUGAGCCGCAAGGGUCGCGUUCACUUCUUCACCCAAGACCACAAGCCCAGUAACCCCCUGGAAAAGGAGAGAAUCCAGAACGCAGGUGGUUCUGUUAUGAUCCAGAGGGUCAACGGCUCCCUCGCCGUCUCCCGGGCUCUUGGUGACUUCGACUAUAAGUGCGUGCAUGGGAAAGGCCCCACUGAGCAGCUGGUGUCCCCGGAGCCAGAAGUGUAUGAGAUCGAACGCGCUGAGGCUGAGGAUGAAUUUGUGGUGCUGGCCUGCGAUGGCAUUUGGGACGUCAUGGCCAACGAAGAACUGUGUGAUUUUGUGCGUUCACGCUUGGAAGUGACAGAGGACCUGGAGAGAGUGUGUAAUGAGAUCGUGGACACAUGUUUGUACAAGGGUAGUCGAGACAACAUGAGUGUGGUGCUGAUAUGUUUUCCAGGUGCCCCAAAAAUCAACCCAGAAGCCGUGAAGCGAGAGGCGGAGUUAGAUAAGUACCUGCAGAACAGAGAGGGUGGAGCAUGUAAAAAGGCAAAUAAAUAAAAUAUAUUACUAAUGACUAAGAGAGAGUUAUAGAAAGUGAGCAUUCUUGCUUAAUUACGUGAGUUUCUUAGAUGGAAGUUUACACUUGCCAAGGAAGUAUACGUUACAGUUAACGUAAAAUUUCCAGUUAACGAAUCCCCAUAUUGGAGAGGAAAGACUCACUGGUACUGUAUUAGCAGAGUUAGGACUAUUCAGGAUCAAAUUUAACCAGAGAGAAAUACCACAUUGGGAAUUUAUUUAAACUUAUAUUGAUAAUAAGAGGCCUUUAAUUAUAUAUUGCCAGUAUUGAAAAGCACUUAUACAAUUUAGAAGUAACCUGUAGCUUUACCAGAGGUUUUAUUGUAGUGCAUCCGAGAAUCCUCCGCUCCAGCGCAUAUUACUUAGCGUAUUAUUAGCUACUAAGUGAUGGUGAGUAAGUGCAAUUGUAGAUUAGGAAAAAGGAAUGAUAAAAACCCAACAUUUGGCUCUGCACUUUUUCAUUAAACGCUGCUAUACUUAAAGGCAUCUUCUAUUAUUAAGAGAGAGACCAAAUUUGAGAUCUCAGUUAGAAUACAAUAUGUUUGUGUGUUCGAACAGAAUUAAUACAAAAUGUAGUUUUGCGUUCUGUUUGUGAUGGUGUGUUCUUCAGAUAGUAGUUGUAUUCAUCCACUUGUACAAGCAUGUGUUUAAGUCUGGCACCCGUUUCAUUUGCAUCUUUCUGAAAAGUCAUUCUAAAUGAGAGUGAAUGUCAGGCCUCCACUGCUGACUACCUGAAAUUGUAGCUGACACUGCUGUACGUGGCCUGAAGGUGCAGUUUUGUGUCUUGAAUAUUUUAAUCUGCAUGAUUCCUGUUCUGUAAUAUGGAACAUUGUUGCCUUAGUUCUAAUUUACAGUGACUACCUUGAUUAGAAUCGAUAGGUUAGCAAUGGUAUCCAACCUCAACUGCUUGGAAGAGUAAAAUUAAAUCCAGUGGACACAUGGUACUGAAAGCAUGCACUGUACCAAUAGCACGAUAAGCUGUGCACACCUCCUGCAUGUACACUACAUUAAGAAAAAAACAGGGAUAGAUCUUAUUUAGAAUUAAGUUGGUCUGACAGAACUUUUAUACUUUGUACAGUAUACAUUUGUAACCCCUGAGGAACAGCUUCCGUGUGAACUGAACACAGUGUUUGAAAGAUUGUGUCAAUGUUUUACAAUCCUCUCCAAGUUGUUUACUACUUGUUGCCUCAAACAGACACUUUGUCAGUCCUCUGGUUUAUGUAAAAGAAAAACUCAUGUAGUUAGGAAAUUUUUGGUGCAUAGAGUGGGAUUCAGCCUGCCUGCACUUUUUGAAAUGUAGAUCCUUGUUGGUACAAUGAUUGAACAUUUAUAGUACAAUGGUACAUUGCUUUUGUGUCUGUAAAACCCAACAGGAUUUGGCUUUUUGUCCUUCUGUACCUAAGAUUUUGGAAGCCUUUCAUUUAAUUUUCUUAUUUUUGAACCCUUUAGACUUUAGAUCUAACAUGGCGUGACUCGACAGGCUUUUAGCGACAAGCAAUUUUGUCUAAUGUUUAAUGGAUAGUUCACCUAAAAAUGAAAAUCUUUUACAAAAAAUCAUUUACGUUCCAAACUCAUAAAAACCCAUUGAAAACUUUGGAUCCCAUUAACUUUAAUAAUGUGGACAAAAACACCUGACAUUUUUAAAGUAUCUUCAUAAGUAGAAGAAAAUUACAACAUCACUUUGUUUGGUUUGGUGCAAAUGAUGACCAUUUUCAUUUUUGGGAGAACUAUACCUUUUAAAUAAGGCAUAAUGCAACCAAUCACAAAACCUGGCCAAUCAGAACAGCUCCCACUGUUUCAGAAAGUGUGAAUCCGUUCUGCCUAGUCCAUGUUUGAUGUUUAAUAUAAAUGAAGUUGAUACACUUGAGCAGUACUAAAAGAGAUUACCCCAUUAUUUACUCACCCUUAUGCCAUCCUACUCUUAAGUGUAUAUGACUUUCUUCUUUCAGACAAAUACAAUCUGAGUUAUAUUUAAAAAAUGUUCAGGCUCUGUCGGUUUAUCGAGUCGCACCUUGUUACAGAAACUUAUUUUUUGCCUGCAUUAUUAAAGCAUGGGGUUCUUUCUAUUUAACAAAAUUUUCCCUUACAACCAAAAGAUCCCACACAUUCUUCACAUGUCUUUGUAUUACCAGGAGAUAUAUUUUAGCUUUAAGAUGUGUUUAACUGAAUGAAAAGUGUGCCUGCUCUAAGAGAGAGCUCUUGAGAUUAAAAUGAUUGUAGGUCAUUCCUGUACUAUAUUAGUUUCAUUUUGCUUGGGUUUGUUGUUGUAUCUCCUCACUGUAUGACAUAGCUUGAUAAUCCACUGUUUAUUAAAUUAGCCUUAAUUAUUUUCUUCCAUAAUAGCACAUCUGAGAUCACUACGCUUUGAUGAGACAUGUCACGUGUUUGUAUACCUACAAAGAGUGACAUGGUUCUUCUGGGAGAGCCUUUAAUUGUGCCUACGAGUGAGUCUAUGGCCAGUUGUAGCAUUCAAAUGAACAUUCUAAGUCUUAUAAGGUGAUUUUGUUUGUUUUGUAACAUUAUUCUAAUCAAGCAUAAUUUUAGUUUGUGCAUUCAGUAACACAUUUGGCCCCUUACAGCAAUGCCAUGCAAGUGAUUUUAAACCAUUCACCUGAGAUUAUUGCUGCACAAAGCACAACCCAAACCCCUAAUGAGUCAAACAUGGGGUGGAAAUAUUGCCUUACUGAAAAAUAAAGCAGGCAUUAAAUGGGCCAUAUAGUAUUGUAGGAGAUUGCCUUGAUUUCUAACAUUGUAGCACCAUCAAUCUGCGAUGUACAGGGAAAGAAAAUGUCAACUUCAAGUCUGUCCUUCUACAAAGUUCAUUGGAUUUCGAGUAAAGCAACCAACUGCAAAUAAAAUAUGUCUUUGUAACACAUUGGAUAACUUAAAAAAAAAAAAAAAAAAAAGUAUCUUCUGGAGUAUUAAUCAAAAGGGCAAACAAAGCCCAUUUACUCUCAUAUACUUGCACUGUGUUGUGCUGUUGGUCCUUGUGUGUCACUUCUGUCUUUACCUCUCAGGUCCAAACUGACAAGCAACAGAGGACACUAUUUAUUUUAAUUAUUUAUUGUCUUUAUAGUAUUUUACCUCUUUUGAAUGAAACUGUCCAUGCAUUCCAUUUUCUUUAGCCAAAUAAGCACUACUAAUGCAAUGAAAGUCUUAUAUUCUUUUCUCCUUGUAUUUAUUGUUAUACAUCUGUGUCAUGAAUAGUCGGUGUAAACACAAAGCUAUGUGAGUUCAAAUGCAUCACGUCUUGGGUUCCUCUACACUAAGUAGUUUCUUCACAUGCUAUUCACGCUUUUCACUAUUCUGUCAGAGUAGAUCGGUCCAAGGUUGACGAUGUGUAAGGGUUGCAAUCUAUGAUCGGUCCUUUCUUAACCCAGCAGACUGUUGUGUCUGUGUUUGUUCAAUUUUACCUCUCAGAAGGUAACAGUUUUAUAAAGCUCAUUUUGAAAGAUUUUUCAACUACAAUUUCAUAGAAAAGUAUUUCAAUAUUAGAGGGUGAGCACCCAGUAUUUUCUUUCUUUAGUUUUUAUUUUUGUACAUUAGCACCCGGGUAUUAGCAAUGUAGACAAACUGUGAUCUUGUCAUUCUUGGCUGUCAAAGAUGAUUCAAAUAAAAUUAUUUACGGAAACGCA